Molecule: messenger RNA, 2624 nt
Organism: Setaria italica (foxtail millet)
Lineage: Eukaryota; Viridiplantae; Streptophyta; Magnoliopsida; Poales; Poaceae
Product: transcription factor PIF1
Exons: 8
Coding region: 429-2015 (528 amino acids)
Biological process (GO): regulation of DNA-templated transcription
Molecular function (GO): protein dimerization activity; DNA-binding transcription factor activity
Source: RefSeq, a predicted model, not a curated record
UUUCCCGUCGCCCUCCUUGCAUCCCUUUCUCCCCCGGCUUCCCUCCGCCCGCCGUCCCUGUCUGCGGGAAUCCACUUCAAUUCAGCCACACCGCAAUGCUGCUGCUGCCCAACACUUCUGCAUAAAAGCAACCGCGGCCGCCCGGGCACCCCCGUCCCCUUUCCUCCCUUGCUUCCUCCUCCUCCGUCGAGCUACAACUUCUCAACCCCACCUCGUAGCUCCUCACCGCAGCUCCAGCGCCAGCAGGCUGCAGCUGCAAGUGUGUGUGUGUGUGUGGCUGUGCUCUGCUCUCUGCUCCCCUCAAGCAAGGAUUCCAAGCUCUGGAGACGAACGAGGAAGCUUCUACCUAGUACCUACUAGGAGUGCGUGCGCUCUGCUUGGACAGAAAAGUGAUUAAUUGGCCAUCGAUGUUUGUGGCAAUCUGAGCGAUGAACCAGUUCGUGCCUGAUUGGAGCAACAUGGGAGACACCUCCAGGCCGCUCGGCGAAGACGAUGACCUCAUCGAGCUGCUCUGGUGCAACGGCCAUGUCGUCAUGCAGAGCCAGAACAACCGGAAGCUACCGCCGAGGCCCGAGAAGGCGGCGGCGGGGGCGGCAGCUCCAGCCCCCGCGCCGGCGCCGCAAGACGACGAGGCCGGCCUCUGGUUCCCGUUCGCGCUGGCCGACUCGCUCGACAAGGACAUCUUCUCGGAGUUCUUCUGUGAAGCACCGCCGCCGCCGCCGCCGCCGGCUCCGGUGCCCGCAACCACGGACGUCGAGGCCGGCAAGCCCUGCCGGGACGACGACGUGCCGUUGGAGGACGACUGCGGGCGCGUCGGGGCGUGCGCGGUGUCCGAUGCCCCGUGCGACCUGAUGCCGCCGCCCAAGUCGACGCACGUGUCGGGAUCCAGGCAGCAGACGAUGAGCCUGGCGGACAGCGGCGACAACGCCGGCGACCUCUCGGACCUCGUCCGCGCGGGCAGCGCGGGGAAGGCGGCGGUGGAGGCCGGCGCGUCGUCGAUGCUGAGCGCGAUCGGGUCCAGCAUCUGCGGGAGCAACCAGGUGCUGGUGCAGCGCGCGGUGAGCGCGCCGGGGCGCGCGUCCGGCGCCGCCCGCGGCGGCGGCUGCGGAGGGGGAUGCUCCGGCAGCGCGCUGCCGUCGGCGAUGGGGAGCGCGAACGCCAACGCCAGCGGCAGGGGCAACGAGGCCACGGUGGCGUCCUCGUCGGGGCGGUCCAACUACUGCUUCGGCACCACCACCACCACCGAGCCGACGAGCACCAGCAACCGGAGCAGCAAGCGCAAGCGGCUCGACACCGAGGACUCGGAGAGCCCCAGCGAGGACGCCGAGUCGGAGUCCGCCGCGAUGCUGGCGCGCAAGCUGCCGCAGAAGCUGACGACGGCGCGGAGGAGCCGCGCCGCCGAGGUGCACAACCUCUCCGAGAGGAGGAGACGAGACAGGAUCAACGAGAAGAUGAGAGCCCUGCAAGAGCUCAUACCUCACUGCAACAAGACCGACAAGGCGUCAAUGCUGGACGAGGCCAUCGAGUACCUCAAGUCGCUGCAGCUGCAGGUGCAGAUGAUGUGGAUGGGCAGCGGCAUCGCGGCGCCGCCGGUGAUGUUCCCCGGCGUGCACCAGUACCUGCCGCGGAUGGGCGUCGGGAUGGGCGCCGCGGCGAUGCCAUCCAUGCCGCGGAUGCCGUUCAUGGCCCCGCAGCCGGUGGUGCCCAACGCGCCCGUCAACCCCGUCCCGCUCUCGCCGGGCUACCGGGGGCACAUGCCGGCGGUGGGCAUCACCGAGCCCUACGCGCACUACCUCGGCGUCAACCACCUCCAGCCGACGCCGUCCCAGCAUUUCGCGCAGGGCGUGGGAUACUACCCGCUGGGGGCGAAGGCCGCCGUGCAGCAGAAUCCGGCGAUCCACCACGUGCCGGGCGGCGGCAUGCCGGCCGCCGCCGCCGCCGCGCCCGGGGCGCUGCCCCCUGAAAGCGCUCCGAGCAGAGGACCAGGUACAAUGCCCACGGCUCUGCUCUCCUGACAAGAGCUGGAAAUCAUCUGCUAGCAUGUUACAUUUCGCAGUUCAAUUUUCCACGGUGAACUGAAAAUGAAAGAUGUGUCCAAGUUGGGUUUUCUACUGCAUACUCCAUAGGCGUAAAGGUCUGAAGGACAAUAAAGCUAUAUGUGCAGAGGGGAAAAAAUGAAAGAAAAUGAUGUGCUGGGAAAAGGAACUUGGCUUUUCAGAGUUCAGCCCAAUGAUUAGCAGCACAAUGGAGAGGAAGGUUCUGCGAAGGGAUUCGCUAAAGCUUUUUUCACGUAGUGGAGUAGUACCGAAAGUCACAUAGCUCGCUUUUUUCAGUCCUAACAGGAUCUGAAAAGGUGUCUAUACAACAGAAACAGCGAGUUAGUAAAAGGUCUACUUUGUACUCCCUUAUGGAAGCAGUACAAGAUGGACAUUAUAAACCAUCAGCCAGAUAGUAACCAUCUCCUUUACAUGCUCAUGCUAGGUCAGGAAUACCCAGUGGUACCACAUGAAAACUACGUAACGUCUGACCCUUUGCCAAUGAAAUUCGGUAAUGAAAAGAAAAAUCUGAUGCAAUUGGACAAGAUAAGAUUGGGAUGUUACAGUAGAGUCCUUUUCUACUUAUUC